AUGUCGUCGCAGUCAUUCUCAUCAAUCCUUUACAGAGUUUCCGAAGAUCACAAAGUAGCCACCAUUACGUUGAACCGACCACAACAUUUCAAUGCGAUCAAUUCAAAGCUUCCCAGCGAGAUCCGUGCUGCCGUGAGGCUCGCGAAUACCGAUGCCAAGGUCCACUGCAUUGUCAUCAAGGGAAACGGACCGGGAUUUUGUGGAGGGUACGACUUGAAUCUCACUGCCGAACAGGCGGUACGCGGGACGACCGGGGGCAGCCAGGAUGUGAGCAAGGGCUACGACCCGCUCGUAGACUACCAGAUGAUGAAAGAAUACACCGAGUGCUACGCCGAGCUCUUCCGCAGUCACAAACCCACCAUUGCGCAAGUGCACGGGGCAGCGGUCGCCGGAGGCAGUGACAUUGCCCUUUCCUGCGAUCUGGUGGUCAUGGCAGAAGAUGCCCGGAUCGGAUACACUCCGACGAGAGUCUGGGGUUGCCCGACAACGGCCAUGUGGACCUAUCGCCUGGGCCCUGAGAAGGCAAAGAGGAUGCUGUUUACCGGUGAUCUGGUCAGCGGGAAAGAGGCGGAAAGCAUGGGCCUGGUCUUGAAGGCGGUCCCGGCAGAUCAACUCGACCACACCGUCCAGCUGCUGGUCGACCGGAUCAAAACAGUCCCCGUGAAUCAACUGUGGAUGCAGAAGCGAGUCGUCAACAGUAUCAUCGAAGGUUCGGUGGAGCGGAGUCAGCAGCUGGCCACCAUUUUUGAUGGCUUGACGAGGAAUUCCCCUGAAGGCAUCGCAUUCCAGCAGAUGGCUGCAAAAGAGGGCUUCAAAAGGGCCAUCGCUCACCGAGACAAUCCCGGACGGACUCCUGAGUAUCGAAAGAUAUGGAAAAGCUCGUUGUGA
Messenger RNA from Cladophialophora carrionii CBS 160.54, 888 nucleotides. RefSeq lists its product as uncharacterized. NCBI's taxonomy places the organism in Eukaryota, Fungi, Ascomycota, Eurotiomycetes, Chaetothyriales, Herpotrichiellaceae. The transcript has a single exon. Bases 1 to 888 code for a protein of 295 amino acids. Gene Ontology annotation, molecular function: catalytic activity. The record is from RefSeq and is a predicted model, not a curated record.